Hypanus sabinus (Atlantic stingray) is the source of this 2446-nucleotide messenger RNA. Its product is annotated as dynein axonemal assembly factor 10-like. The record is from RefSeq and is a predicted model, not a curated record. NCBI's taxonomy places the organism in Eukaryota, Metazoa, Chordata, Chondrichthyes, Myliobatiformes, Dasyatidae. Gene Ontology annotation, molecular function: ubiquitin binding. The transcript has 8 exons. The coding region runs from base 639 to 1721 and encodes 360 amino acids.
AAUGGGAUCAAAGGGGAAGGGGACCCAGGGGCUCAGUGUCUGGCAGAUAGAAGCCUUUACACAGAAACAUAGACACACACACACAUAACACACGCAAACUAACAUACAGGGCAGAACUGAGAGCAAGCCCUUCCCCCUCCGGUGGGAGCUUGCUGUGCGCCAUUCAAUUAGCUCAUCGGCUACGUAACCAGAGCCCCGCAGUCCCGUGGAGGGUCUUCUGGGCGACCCCCGGGGCAGAAUGCCCCGAGUGCGGACUGUUCCCCCGGCGGCCAGGCGGGGUCAGUGUCCCGGCGGGGCGGAAGCCCGGAGGCCGACUCCGCCUCCCUCAAACUUUCACUUUCUGCUUCAGUUGUGGGUGUCGGAGCCACGGCCUGGGAUCGGCCCUGCUAAACCCUUCCCACUCCAGAUCUCAUCGCAAUGCUUUAAGUUGUAUUUUUUUUCCCCUGUCUGUCGUUAGUUUGGAGCGAGGCAGAAGAAUCGAAAUUCUUUAAAUAGAAUUGCACGUAGACAAUUUCAAUCAGUUGCGCUCAAAACGUGUUCUGCGUUAUUGGAAUUAAAUCUUAUUCUCUCUCCCAAGAAGGAUCACUGAGUGAUUUUUCACCUCCCUCGUCUUCCACUCCGGUUAGGGUCCCCGCAGGAUGUCAGACAGCCCCAAACCUCGCUUGGUGUCGGUGUCCCAUCGCAAACUGCCUCUCAUCCCGUUCGGGUGCCUCUGGAUCCCGUGCAGCAACCGGUUCGUGUGCCUGGGGACGGGCUGCAGCUCCGGGACACCGGGCAACGGGGUAAUCGGAGUGUACGGGACAGCGAGCGGGGAGAUCCGACACGUGCACACGAUUGAAAAGCCGAGAGCUUUCCGAUGUGGCACUUUCGGAGCCUCCAGCCUGCAGCAGAGACACCUGGCUACAGGGGACUUCGACGGCAAUCUGCACAUCUGGAACCUGGAGGCACCAGAGGCCCCUCUCUACACGGCUAAAGCACAUCGAGAAAUUAUCAACUGUAUUGAUGGUGUAGGGGGGUUGGGAAUUGGACAGGGAGCCCCGGAAAUUGUCACCGGAAGCAGGGAUGGGUCGGUCAGGGUGUGGGACCCUCGGCAGAAAGACCUUCCUGUGGCCAACAUGGAGCCAGCAGAGGGGUUCAACAGGAGAGACUGCUGGACGGUCACUUUCGGUCAUGCGUGUAGUCAGUGGGACCGCUGUGUGUGUGCCGGCUACGACAACGGGGACAUCAAACUGUUUGACCUGCGGAACAUGGAGGUUCGAUGGGAGACAAACAUCAAGAGUGGGGCAUGUUGCAUGGAGUUUGACAAGAAAGACAGCACUUUAAGUAAGCUGGUCGUGACGACCCUGGAGGGAAGGGUUCACAUCUUCAACAUGCAGGAGUUCAAUGCCAACAAGGGCUUUUCCUGUCGGAGUGAGAAGCCGUACAGAUCCACAGCUUGGACGGUGAGGCACCUCCCUCAGAAUCGAUCCAUCUUCGUAACAAGUGGAGGAGCUGGCAGUCUGCAUCUCUGGAAGCACAAUUCUACAAAACUGCGUGAAAGGACCGACCAUGAGCGAGAUGACAAGGACUCGACAAGUCCCACCCUCCUGAACAGCAUCUCCCUCUCCUCACAGCCUGUCGGAAGCCUGGAUUGGAACAGCGAUAAGCAAGGCCUGUGUAUCUGUGCAUCCUUUGACCACAAAGUCCACAUCAUCUUCAUUGCAGACCAGCAGACCUUCUAGAUGGAACAGUGGGCAGCAUAGCAGUUGGAGGCAGCAGUUAGAAAAAUCUUUACUACUUGAAGCUUAGCGGUCGAUUGACUCAUCAAGGGCUUUCUCUUUGUUUGUGAAAGGCUCUCAGAUGUGAGGUGUCAGUACUGUAUUUUGUUAACAGGAAUUUAUUGUAAAGGAGUUGAGAUAAACGGUAUUUUUCAAUGGCUUCUGAGCUCGUGUCACGAUGGCUGCUCUGUUAAAUAAACAAACUGUGAACACUUGAACAGGUUCCUUAAGGUUGUUAUAGGCGGGGGUGGUAAUGGGGAUCAGCUCCCACUUCCUAUUAAAUGUUCCCAAUGGUGUACGCCUCAAAUAGCCUCUGACAAUCAAGUCCGGCUCCUGGCCUUCACAUGUGGCUUGGCUACUAAUCCCAGCGGAACUGUCUCGACUGACAGGAGAAGGGGAAAGUAGAGGUUACUGGGUCCUUAAAACCGGUCGCUUUGGACAGAUGAGUUCGUCAGCUCAUCUCGGAGCAGGAAAACUCUGAUCUCAAACCUUGUGGCUAUGCCCACUCAUGGGGAAGGCUUCGGGAGUAAACCCCGGGGGAAAAAUCCAGGACUGACUGGCAGCCUCGGCGACUUCUCUUCCGGUCCUUUGGGUUCGUUAGAUGUGUGGAGAGGGGAGCUUGCUACAUGGGCAGCUUGCUCUCCAUGUUGUACUGCCCGGGGUUGUGUAUCUGGACAGCUAGGACACAA